GACCUCUCCACGAAACAAACUCUUUCUUAGCUGUAGCUUUGUUGUCAUCCUCCUCAACGUCCUUCCUCCAACACUUCCUUUCAAUUUCCAUUUCGCGUUCUUCUAAACCUUCUUCCAUCCUCCUUGCAAUAUAUAUAUGACCUCCUACCUAAGUCACCUUUCCAUAAACAAAAGAGUUCUCAAGCAACUUUAUACGCAAAGGUCAGCUUGACUCUUGACUAUUUGCAUUUUACUCAUUACGUUUACGUGAGAGUUUAGUUACCUUUUGAUUCGAUCUUCCCGAUCGUUGUUGUGAUCAUCAUCAAUGGCGUCGACGACCGCGUGGAAUUAUGGGAUUGUGUUCGAAGAUUUCUUUCCGGCCAUGGUGGAGAAGUUGGGCGCAGAAGGGUUUAUGAAGGAGCUGUGCAACGGUUUUCGUUUGUUGAUGGAUGGAGAUAAGGGAAUGAUAACGUUCGAGAGCUUGAAGAGGAACUCGGCUUUACUGGGAUUAGAAGGCAUGAGUGACGAAGAGGUAUGGUGCAUGCUUAGAGAAGGCGAUUUGGACGGAGAUGGAGCAUUGAAUGAGAUGGAAUUUUGUACCCUCAUGUUUAGGUUGAGCCCUGGUUUGAUGGAGAGUUCUAAAGAAUUGUUGGAGGAAGCCAUUAUUGGUGAAUUCUAGGUUAAUAAUUCCUUGCAGUGCAUGCAACUGAUCCCCACCCCCACAAAAGAGAGACAAAAACAAAGCUAUGUUUCUGGUCCUUGUUCUGGCUAUGGUCCAUGUACUCCUUUCCGCAUUAAUGCAUGGGUAGUUUGUGUUGUUUGAGGAGGCUUUUCUUAUAGAGAAAUUUAGGCUUUAUUUAUGUAACCCAAAAAAGAUUAAUGAAUGUCGUAUCUUCGUGUUCAUGA
This is a messenger RNA of Juglans regia (Persian walnut), 885 nucleotides long. Its product is annotated as calcium-binding protein KRP1-like. Bases 305 to 658 code for a protein of 117 amino acids. The transcript has a single exon. The record is from RefSeq and is a predicted model, not a curated record. NCBI's taxonomy places the organism in Eukaryota, Viridiplantae, Streptophyta, Magnoliopsida, Fagales, Juglandaceae. Gene Ontology annotation, molecular function: calcium ion binding.